This is a messenger RNA of Enhydra lutris kenyoni (northern sea otter), 6018 nucleotides long. Its product is annotated as aminolevulinate dehydratase. The record is from RefSeq and is a predicted model, not a curated record. The transcript has 12 exons. Gene Ontology annotation, biological process: heme biosynthetic process. The coding region runs from base 148 to 1140 and encodes 330 amino acids. Lineage: Eukaryota; Metazoa; Chordata; Mammalia; Carnivora; Mustelidae. Gene Ontology annotation, cellular component: cytosol. Gene Ontology annotation, molecular function: porphobilinogen synthase activity; zinc ion binding.
CACGUGGGCCCCGGGAGAGUAGAACGCGCUACAGUGGUGGCGGGAGCAGCAGCUGGGAGCCCUUGAGGAACCAGACCUGAGCGUGCAGCCGACGCCCCAGGAGCCCACAGUGCCCAGCAGCCUGCCUCCGCGUUGCCCCUAUCCGCCAUGCAGCCCCAAUCAGUUCUGCACAGCGGCUACUUCCACCCGCUGCUUCGCACCUGGCAGGCAGCCGCCACACCCCUCAGUGCCUCCAAUCUCAUCUACCCCAUCUUUGUCACGGAUGUUCCUGAUGAUGUACAGCCCAUCGACAGCCUCCCAGGAGUGGCCAGGUAUGGGGUGAACCGGCUGGAAGAGAUGCUGAAGCCCCUGGUGGAAGAGGGCCUGCGCUGCGUCCUGGUCUUUGGAGUCCCCAGCAGGGUCCCCAAGGAUGAGCGGGGUUCUGCAGCCGACUCUGAGGACUCCCCGGCUAUCGAAGCCAUCCGCCUGUUGCGCAAGACCUUCCCCAGCCUCCUGGUGGCCUGCGAUGUCUGCUUGUGCCCCUACACCUCUCAUGGCCACUGUGGGCUGCUGAGCAAGAAUGGGGCAUUCCAGGCAGAGGAGAGCCGCCAGCGGCUGGCAGAAGUGGCACUGGCCUACGCCAAGGCAGGAUGUCAGGUGGUCGCCCCGUCGGACAUGAUGGAUGGACGCGUGGAAGCCAUCAAGGAGGCCCUGAUGGCGCAUGGACUUGGCAACAGGGUAUCAGUAAUGAGCUAUAGUGCCAAAUUUGCAUCCUGUUUCUACGGACCUUUCCGGGACGCGGCUCAGUCCAGCCCAGCUUUUGGAGACCGCCGCUGCUACCAGCUGCCACCGGGAGCACGAGGCCUGGCCCUCCGAGCAGUGGCCCGGGACGUACGGGAAGGAGCCGACAUGCUCAUGGUGAAGCCCGGAAUGCCCUACCUGGACAUCGUGCGGGAGGUGAAGGACAAGCACCCUGAGCUCCCUCUUGCCGUGUACCACGUUUCCGGAGAGUUCGCCAUGCUGUGGCACGGAGCCCGGGCCGGGGCGUUUGAUCUCAAGGCUGCUGUUCUGGAGGCCAUGACCGCCUUCCGCCGCGCAGGUGCCGACAUCAUCAUCACCUACUACACGCCUCAGCUGUUGCAGUGGCUGAAGGAGGAGUGAUGGCGGCCGUGCACAAGACCAAUAGCUAGAACUGUUCAAAGGUCCCGGGGCAUUGGAGAUGUGAAAACCAAAGUAAAUGCUGCUUUAGAACUGCCCUCACACCCUCUUCCUACUCCCGUGCUGACCAGCACCCAGCAGCCCUGGGGGCUUUCUGCCAGCCUGCGCCCUCUCACCACACGAGCCUUCUGGGCUCUCCCAGCCUUCCCCAUCCCUCCCCUGGCUCAGCCCUGAGGCUCACCUCCACUACCCCAGCUCCUCCUUUUGGUGUGGCCUCAGCUUGAAAGCCACCAGGAGGUAAGGGCUCAGACUUGGUGGGGCCUCACAGAGGGGCUUGGAGCAUUAGGGUAGAGGAGAGCAAGUGGCGUCUUGUAUCAUAAAAAGCUCCAGAAACCCCGAGGCCUCUGGCACCAGAGCUGGGCACCGGGACAGAGGCCUAGAAUGACAUCUCCAGGUUUAGAGUUUAGAUGUGCCUUGAUUACACUGGAAGGUGAUUCCCACACAGGCCCAUGUUGGCAGGCUGCCUGAGCUCUCCUGUUCUGUUCUCAGCCAUAGACCCAAAGAAGAGUUACUUGUUAAUGAGCAGAAACGUUGCCUGAGGAUCAAAAUUGAGAAGCAAGUAGAGAGUUCCUGACUGUUGGAGAACUAGAAGCCAGAAAGGCUUUUCUCUUGAAGAGAAUUUUUGAGAACAUCUGCUCGGUGCCUCGACACAGUGCUGGGUACUGGGAUAUAGCAGGAUGGAUCUCAGCCUGUCUGUCUGUGUGGAAUCACUGCAGGGAGAACAGGGAGACAGAUGACAAUAAAACAAAGCAAUUACAAAUUGUAAUUUGUGCUUUGAGGGAAAGAAAGGGGCUUGACAGAAUAACCAACCAAGGGUGUCUCUUGAGAGGAUGGUCCAGAAGCCCUCUCUGAGGUUGAGGGACGAGAAAGGAUCCUUCCAGAAAGCAGAGGGAAAGGCAGAAGAAGCCACAAGAAUGACACAAACUGUGCAAAGGUCCUGUGGUGGGAGGAGCUUGGCAGAGCUUCUGGAAGCAGGGUGAGGAAGCAGAGGGGGGUUGAUAGGACUGGAGGUUGGAAGGGUAGGCUCUGCAGGCCUACCUGUAGGAAGCUUGGUCUUGGCAUUAGGUAGAAAACGAUCUGCAGGAUUCUUAACUAGAAGUUAUGUGUGUUCCACUUUUUCACGCUCUGCUGCUGUGCGAAAAGGGAAGGGUAAGCAAGAAAGAGACUGGUUGGGAGGCUCUUGGAGACCCCACAGAGCAUCAACAGUGGCCUGGACUGGGGUGGCAGUGGGGAGAGGAGGAAGUAGAUGUAUUCAGGAUAUGUUCUGGAGCCAGAAUGAGCAAGUUUUGCCCGAACUGUUAAGUCCAGGGAACAGGAAGAAACAAGGAUGGCCUCAUGGGUUUCUGGCUUGAGCCCCUGGAUGAGUGCUUUCUUCCAAGACUCACAUCAUGUCUCCCGUAGUAAAAGUUAAGGCCCUACCUAAAGGGCCCACCUGCAGAGUGACAAAUCCCAAAUCUAGGGCCAAAGCAAGCUCAAGUCCGACCUUAAGCAGUACAAUCCAUUUUAAAAUGUAGAGUUCUUAACCCCCAGCAGAGCUCUAGUGAGACCAGUCCCCUCUGACUCCCUGUUGUCUUCCUCGGAGCUGCAGCUAACUGGGGACCUGGUCUCACCCUGUCCUCAGCAUUUGGGGAGGUAGCCAGUCAAAAUCAGGGCUUGAAGAGGCAUAAAGCUUCACCUUCCAAGGAGCCUGAGCCUGGAACUCCCACCAGGAGGCCCAACACUAAUUGGAGAUGAGCCACUGAUGGGCCUCAGGGCUCUGACCAGACCAGAAUGUUUGGUCAUUUUAGCUUAGCUUCUUGUCUCCUGGCCCUUCGGUCCCCUGGUUCCUGAGCUCAUUUUUGGUUAGUGUGGAAGGGAAGAUUCUUCAGGGCCAUCCCAGACUCAUCAUUGCCAAGGUAAUGUGCAGCCUGGUUCUUGUAGGCAUAAAGAGGAGACAGACCUUGCUCUUUAGGUAUAAACCCCAUGGGAGGCAGACAGCUGCAUGUGACCAGACCCCCAGAAGUAAACGUUAAGUGGACUGAGGAGGAGUCUCCCUGAGGAGAACCAGGAGGCAGAUUGUGUCACCAGUGACGGGAUGACAGGUGCUAUGAAGGAGGUAACCAGGACCUGACUGGGUUUGAAGGAUCAGAAAAUGCUUCCCUGAGAGGCUGUCAUUUAAGCCUUGACCUGAGGGAUGAGCAGCCAAGCUAAGAGCAUUCCCGGCAGAGGGAACUCUCUAGAAUGAGCUGGAAGAACACAAAGCAGAUGUGCCUGCAGCAGAGUGAAGGAUGAAGGAAGAGAUGGCCUGAACUGGAAAGAGAGACCAGGCCCAAACCAGGCAGGGCUCAAAAGCCAUGUUUAUGGAAGAUGGGGAGCCUUUCCAGAUUUUAUUCCAAGAGAAAAGCCAUUUGAAGGAUUUUAAGCAGUGGAACAACUCACUUUGAUUUUGUGUUUUAUGAAAACAUUUGACAGCACUGGCGAAGUGCAGAUGGGAAAAUGUGUAACCUGGACUAGAGUGGUGACUUUCGGGUGGGAGGAGGUAGAUUAGAUGGGAAGGAUGAACUUGACUUGAGUCCUGGUGGCUGGUAGGACAUAUACUAAGAUGGGAAAGCUUGGAAGAGGGUAGAGUGGGAGUCCUAAAUUUAGCCUGGGUCUGCAAUGAGGGAGCUGUAUCUAGAGAGCUUAUGACUCACCUAAGGCCCCUCAACUAGUUUAUGGCAGAAUUGGGUCCAGAACCCUGUCACUGAGCCAUCAGAGCUAAGAUUUGAACCCACAUAGUUCAACUUCAACUCUACACUUAACCACUGUGCCAUACCAUCUCCCAAUAAACGGUUGCCAAAUUAGGGACCUAAUAUGAUGCUGUUAUAAUGGGGUAUACCAAGGGCUGAAAUGCCUCAGGCAUCAUGGUCUGUGUGACGUGGCGUCCUCUGGAGUCCGGAUUUGUCACUGGCAAUGCCAGUCAGUGUUCCAGCCCCCUGUUUUGUGUACAGAGACAAUGGCCAGGCAGGCAAGCUGGAAGGGUGUGGGCUGUCCUGGGGGAUCUAGUUCCUCCUCAGUCCCUGUCUCCUGCUGCGUGCCCUCUUCUCACUAGUGGUAAUUUUAUGCUUGUGCAGAGAGAACAGAGCUUCCGCAGUUGGCAAGGCAUGUUCUCAGAAUUCCAAGCAUCACAGACAACUGGGGAGCAUUCAGGGCCUCUCAGUGAGACUUGACUAGUUCCCUGUGAUGUGCCUGCUUAGACAGUAGCUUGUCUGUGUCUCAUAGGACCUUCCUGGAGGCCACAACAAAUAGCCAUUACGUUCCACCGACCUUACUUUUUUACUAUGACCCCUAAAACUAUAGCCUCGGUGGGCAUACAGCUGAGGGUCUCAGCAAACAGGCAUUUUAACCACCACUUUACUACCAAUUUCCCAACUAGGAAAGGAGGAAUCCUGACCUGCCCCAUACCCCACAUGGACUCUGCCGGUUCCAUGAAUUAGGGCCUGUGAGUGGCCAUACCCCAUAUUCUGUCAUUCCACGUAUUUUGCAAGUUGCAGAAAUCCAAUUCAGUAGCAAAAAAAGGAAAUGAUUGUCUUUAUAACUGGACUUCAGCAAGGUCAGGUGUGGUGGGGUCUAGGGCUAUAGGCUGUCAUGGAGGCUGGUCCCUUCUUAGUUCUUACAUGUUUGUCUCAGCUUGGCUUUAUUCUAAGAUGGGCUUUUACCACUUGACAGCCACAUGAUCUUUAUGACUUAGAAUCCCAAAGAAAGAUCAUUUCCUGUCUUCAUGACAAAUGUCUGGAGGUCUCUGACUGGCCCUGCUCAGGUCACAUGACCAGCCUCUUCAGUCACUGUUAAUCCUUGGCCUGUGAGAUACGGCACCAUAACUGACCAGGUCUGCCUCAUUACCUCAUUACACAGAAGUCUGGUGGAGUCUCCAAGCUUUGCAGAUCCCCUUUUCCUGGAGUGCCUUUCCCCCAAAUCUGUGUGGCAGUCUCGUUUUUAUUGCUAAGAUUGUGGCUUCCUCAUUGUUUUCUCAAAAACCCUACCUGGUCAAUUUAAAGUGAUUCCCCAGUUACUCUGUGUUAGUCAGGAUUCAAAUUCAGUAAGUCGUAACAAGCGAAAAUAAUGAUAGUUAAGAGGGAAAUGUUUCUCUCCAAGCAGUCCAGACCGUGUCAGCUACAUGGUGUGCUGGUCCUGGUCCUGCCUUGUUCUGUCCUCCUCAACACAUCUUGGCUUCCAUCUUGUGGUCAAAGAUGGCAAGUCCAGUUCCCACCAUUAGCUCCUCUCUUCAGUCAGCAGAAAGAGGAGAUUGGCAAGUGGAGGGUAUGAUGCUUCUUUGUAAGGUCACAACCCGAAAGUUGCACAUAACACUUCUGUCCAUAUGCUCUUGUCUGACCUUAGUCACAUGGCCACACCUAGUUGUAUAAGGAGUGUUGGGAGCUAGAGUCUAGGGGGGCAGCCAUGGGCUCAGCUAAACUCAGGGGUUCAGUUACGAAGGGAAAAGGGUAGGAUGGAGAUAAGGCCAAACGGCUUCCCCACCACAUGAAGUUUUGUAACCUCUACAGAAACAAUGGUCAGAACAUCAAAGAGGUCUUCAGAGAUGUCUAGUCCAACACUCAACACUCAUUGUAAAGAUGGGAGACAGACCCAGAAAGGGAACUUGUUCAAAUUCACACAAGCCAAUGACAAACCAAGUCUGGAAUUCAGGUCUCCAAACUCCAUGCCCAGUGCUCAAACCCGGGGAAGGGAUCAGUUUUAAGGGGACUUCAGCUUUUCAUGUGUUAUCUUAGCUUCAGAUGCAUUUUUAUAAUCAUAUAUCUAACAAGGAUGUAUUCAUGCGAUUUGUGUCAAUAAAAAUAAAUGAAA